Olea europaea var. sylvestris is the source of this 1947-nucleotide messenger RNA. Its product is annotated as pentatricopeptide repeat-containing protein At1g52620. NCBI's taxonomy places the organism in Eukaryota, Viridiplantae, Streptophyta, Magnoliopsida, Lamiales, Oleaceae. The transcript has a single exon. The record is from RefSeq and is a predicted model, not a curated record. The annotation marks the transcript as partial. Gene Ontology annotation, molecular function: protein binding.
UAUAAAGUCGAUAUUUCUUUUGGCGUGAACAAUACAUUUAUUACAUUACAUACACCCUCAACUGGGCAUUGUUCUUUCCCCAUGUCAAAAAACCUGCUCUCUCUCAUCAAACCCCUGCAUGCUACCAAAUUCAAACCAAAACCUCCGUCAAAAAUCCCCAUCACGCCUCAAAUCAAGAAACUAACAAAUGAGGUAUGUGAAAUUAUUAGGACCCAAGAAAGCCAUUGGGAAAAAGUACUCGAAACCCGCUUUUCAGAAGAGGACGUAGCUCCUUCAGAAAUUGCACACCUAGUGUUCGACAAAAUUCGUGACUGUGAACUGGGUCUCAAGUUCUAUGACUGGGUGUCGCAGAAAAGCUUUUCUCUUGAUGGGUUUGCUUAUUCUUCACUUUUGAAGCUCUUGGCUAGGUCUAGAGUGUUUACGGAGAUUGAAAAUUUGUUGGCGGAGUGUGCGAAAUGUGAGGAGAAGUUGCCUACGAGUGAGGCGUUCGAUGUUGUUAUCCGAGCCUACGCGGAAUCUGGGCAGGUUGAGAAAGCUCUUGAGUUGUAUUCAUUUGUGUUGAAAAAGUAUAAUGUGGUGCCCCAUGUUUUGGCUUGUAAUUCUUUACUUAAUGGGCUUGUAAAGAAUGGGAAAAUCGAAAUUGCACGGAAUGUAUAUGAAGAAAUGGUGAAGAGGGAUGAUGGUGUUGACAAUAUUUGUGUAGAUAAUUAUAGUGUUUGUAUAAUGGUCAGAGGGUUGUGUAAAGAAGGGAAGGUCGAGGAAGGUAAAAGGUUAAUUGAGAAAAGGUGGGGAAAGAAUGCCAUUCCGAAUAUUGUGUUUUAUAAUACUCUUAUUGACGGGUAUUGCAAGAGAGGGGAUGUUGACAGAGCUCAUCGGCUUCUCAACGAGUUGAAAUUGAAGGGAUUUUUGCCCACGGUGGAGACAUAUGCAGCUAUGAUAAACGGGAUUUGCAAAGAAGGGAGUUUUGAGAAACUUAAUGAACUUUUAAAGGAAAUGGAAUCAAUGGGCAUCCAAGUUAACACUGAAGUGUACAAUAGUAUAAUCGAGGGUAGAUAUAGGCAUGGCUUUGCUGGGGAUGCAGUAGAGACCACGAGGAAAAUGAUUGAGGUUGGUUGCAAGUUGGAUAUAGUGACAUAUAAUAUUUUGAUUUCUAAUGCAUGUAGGGAUGGGAAGUUACAGGAAGCUGAAAAGCUUCUAGAGCAGGUGAAAAGGAGAGGACAUAUACCGAAUAAGCUAAGUUUCACUCCUCUUAUACACACCUACUGCAGACAGGGGGAUUUUGAGAGGGCCUCAAGCUUGGUUGUUGAGAUGACAGAAUGUGGACAUAAACCUGAUUUAGUAACUUAUGGAGCUCUUGUACAUGGGUUAGUUGUUUCUGGGGAGGUUGAUGCUGCAUUGACAAUUCGAGACAAAAUGAUUGAGAGGGGUCUAUCCCCUGAUUCAGGUAUUUACAAUGUUUUGAUGAAUGGCCUAUGCAAAACUGGAAGGUUUCUUGCUGCUAAGCAGCUUCUUUCAGAUAUGCUUGGCCAUGGUAUACUACCUGAUAUGCAUGUUUAUGCUACUUUGGUGGAUGGAUGUAUCAGAAAUGAUAAUCUUGAUGAGGCAAAGAAAAUCUUUGAUGAUAUAAUUAAGAGGGGUGUGGAUCCUGGGGUAGUUGGCUACAAUGCGAUGAUUAAGGGCUUCUGUAAAUCUAGGAUGAUGACAGACGCAAUCAUCUGUAUGAAUAAAAUGGUAAAUAGAAAUAUUUCUCCUGAUGAAUUUACUUAUUCUACUAUUAUAGAUGGGUAUAUAAAGCAACAUGAUCUGUAUGGUGCAUUAAAAUUUUUUAGCCUUAUGGUAAAACGGAAUUCUACGCCAAAUGUGGUCACUUAUACCUCUCUCAUUGAUGGGUUUUGUCGCAACAGAUAUUCUGUUGGAGCCGAAAAGAUUUUUAGAGAAAUGAAAAUG